CUUGCUACCUGUGCAGUGACAGAAUCACAAAAAAUACAGCUCUCUGCGCACUCGUCCAUUCGGCGACUAGUCGACGCAGCUGACGCCACCACGCGGCGGCGGCGCUUGUUCCCAUCGCCGCCACCGGCAUGGCCGAGGGCACCGACACGGUGCGCGCGCCCGGCGACGCGGAGGAGAUGGAGAAGGGAGAGAUCGCAGGCGCCGCCGCCGGUGCCGACGGCGACUCCGCCGCGCCCCAGCCGGUGGAGCCCACCUGGGCUUUCUGGAUCGGCAACGGCAACCCGCAGGAGGAGUCCGCCGGCCGGGGGAACACCGUCCACACCUUCUCCACCGUCGACGACUUCUUGAGCCUUUACAAUAAUAUCCUCCACCCUAGUAAAUUGGGUGUGGGAGCUGACCUCCAUUGCUUCAAGAAUAAGAUUGAGCCGAAAUGCCAAGGCCCCAUAUGUGCUAAUGGAGGUGCAUGGACCAUCAGUUGUGGCGAAGGGAAAUCGCAGCCAUUGUGGUUGGAUACACUACUGGCAUUGAUUGGUGGACAAUUCGAAUAUGGUAAUGAAAUUUGUGGAGCGGUCCUUAGCGUGUGUGGGAAGCAGGAAACAAUAGCUAUAUGGAUUAAAGAUGCUACUAACGAAGCUGCUCAGGUAAAAGUCCUGUAGUGCAUACUAUGAAAUUGUUUGUUUCAUUUCAGGCAACAGCCACGUGGUAUGCUAUAUCAUAGACUGAAAGUUUGUCAAAUACUACACCUUCCGUCUUAAAAUUAGUGUCUCAAGCUUAGUACAACUUUGUACUGAAGUUAGUACAAAGUUGAGCCACUUAUUUUGGGACGGAGGGAGUAUAAGAUAGUAUAAUACUGUGAUCCUGGUAUAUAAACAAGGAUGACAUGGCUGUACCUGUAUGGAGCCUAGUACAGUUGUGCUUGUGCCAAAUGUCAUUGUGUAACUUGAAAUGCUCUUAUAUGGUUAUAUGAAGAGUUCAACGCAAUUGAAGAAACUUAUAUUCCUCGAAAGACAUAGCGGUACUUUGAGUGGCAGAACAUUGUCGAAGAAACUUAAACCUCAAAGGAUUGACAUCUUUGGUUAUAGUAUGCAUCUAUGUUUGUGGUUUCCAACCUAAAUUGUCCUAGGUAAAGGUUUCAUUAUUUCAGCCAAAAUAGCGUGUUGUCUUGUAUGGUUGGGAUUAUUUUAACUUCUUUUUCUAAUGAAAUUGCUACAUUUAUUCGUUUCUUGGCGCAUUGUUUUGAAGUAUGUUUAUGUUAAAUCCUUGUGUAAGCAUUUGGUUUUCCUUUUUGUUUAGCAUUUUUCGUAGUUCUUACAAUUGUGCUGCAACAGUAUCCUAAAAUCUGAUAAUGUCAUGGCAUUUUUAUACUCGAUUGAAUGAUGCAACCAGUGUCGGAUCUAGGCCCAGGCCG
Molecule: messenger RNA, 1408 nt
Organism: Triticum urartu
Lineage: Eukaryota; Viridiplantae; Streptophyta; Magnoliopsida; Poales; Poaceae
Source: RefSeq, a predicted model, not a curated record